AUGAACGUUUGUGUGAGACUAUUCAAAUACAUCCACUUGUGCUUAUUCAUCGAGAAGGGUUCGUGGUCACCGCAGGGCGUCAACAAAAAUCGCGUCAAUCGACGACAUCGCAUGAUUCUAAACCGGAAAUUGAGAGAUAGAAGACUGCAGAAUAACAAACCGGAGUGGUUGAAGCAGUGGACGAUUAGCAAGGGUUGGAUGCAUAAUCGGUCACAUUUGCUGGAACUUGGCCUCGAUAUCGUUGAGAACAUCGAUGACCUUUUGUCAGUAACCUCGGAAGAUGACUUGAACAAGAUCGAAACGUUCAGUGAUAGCAUCGACGAUUACUCCCAAGCUUUCGAUAAUUACCGGCAGACGUUCCCGGAUGUUUGCUGCCAAACCAAUUCGGACGGCGACAUCAAGCUUCCGGAAAUAUACAAAGAGCGGCUGCUACUCCACGACGGUGGGAAUUGUCUGAAGGAGCUUUGGGCGGAACUGAAGGUGAAGAAACGAAAAGGUAAGGCAGAGAAGAACAUCACAUUCACGAUUAACGAACUGUACGGUACCAACGAGAAGGUCCCAAGCCUAGCCGAAACAGUUAAUAAGCCCAAAGUAAAGCUGUCAAAGUCCACGUUAGGUGAGGAUUUGGCGACGUACAACGCCCUGAACUCCAAGACAAAUUUGCACGAGGACACCAUCUACGAGUGUUCCGAGGAUAACGUCAGCUUGUACAACAAUCCGAUUUACGUUUCCAGUGAAAUGAUAAAUCAAAACCGUCGCUACUUCGAUUUUCAUACGAACCACGCGUCGAAUCAGUUUUUGAACGGAAGUGUCGGGAAGUGCGUUGCGAAAAAGUGCGAGAAGUACAUAAUAAGGCAUAUUAAAAUAAGGAUCAUGUUGUCGUUACGAGUGAAUAGGUUGAGAAGGUUUUAUAAGCGAAAUCGGAAGGGUGACCGUAAACGUUCAAAAACGCGGAACAGUGCGAUUAGAUCGAAAACGAAAAGUGCGCACGAGGAGCAGAGGAGGAUUGGAAAUGGUAAAAAUUCGUUGAAAAUCCAAAAUAUGAGAUACGGGCGAUUGAACGUUUUACGCUGGUUACUUUGGGAGGCUGGUAACCGCGCGGACAUGCCGGCGUUAGAAAGGGCAUCGAACAGCACUUUGGCACUGCAUUACGCCGCUGCCAGGGGAUGUCUCGACUGCGUCCGAUUAUUGGUGGAUUCUACACCAGAUCUAAACGCAAACACUCAGAUGGACAACGAUGUGACUCCCGUCUAUCUUGCCGCUCAGGAGGGACACCUCGACGUCCUCAAAUUCCUGGUGCUCGAGGCCGGCGGUUCGCUCUACGUACGAGCGAAAGAUGGAAUGGCGCCGAUUCAUGCGGCCAGUCAAAUGGGGUGUCUCAAUUGUGUUAAAUGGAUGGUUCAAGAUCAAGGAGUCGAUCCAAAUUUACGCGACGGCGACGGAGCGACGCCUCUCCACUUCGCCGCGUCGCGAGGUCACCUCGAAACGGUACGCUGGCUUCUAAAGCACGGGGCGAGAUUGUCGCUGGACAAGUACGGGAAGAGUCCCAUUAACGACGCGGCCGAAAAUCAGCAGGUCGAGUGUUUAAACGUCUUGGUCCAACACGGCACGACACCGAACUAUGCAGACAGUGAGAGAAGCGGAACUUACGGCUGCUCCUGCAGUCGCAAAGGUGAUACGAAAAGAACUAGGAGUGCCUCCAAUAGCGAUUGUAACGCGUGUAAAUCUUCGGGGUGUAAUAAUAAUAACCAGGAACCGUUCUAUCUCCACCCACCUUUGGCAAGUCGCAGCUUGGAGGCGCCACACGCACCUCAAAAUGGUCUCUACAUAAAUCCAAUGAAUAACCAUAGGCAUAGUAUUUCUAGCGGCUCCGAUAGCUCAGGUGAUAGCAUCAACGGCGAUUCGUUCUACCUUCACAAUCCCCAAGAAGUCAUUUAUAAUCGCGUCAAAGAUUUAUUUGAUCCGAACUCGGCGUCCGGACAAUCAAGCAAUGGUACACCACCUCUCUCUGCCCUUACAGUUAAAGUGGAAGUGCACUCCAGUAGCAGUGGAGCGGGGUCAGACGAGAAUCUGUCGUCGUCGGAACUUUCGGAAAGGUCGGGCGACCACGAUCACGACUACGAGGACAUCUAUUUGAUACACGAGGAAGCCGAGAAGAAAACCGAGACGAGGACGAACACGCGCUCGCGUUCGCGAGAUUCGGGCUCGCACAGUCGCUCGGGCUCGACGAGCUCCUCGAACUCGGCGUGUAACGUGAUCGUUAAGCUGACGCCGACGAAGGACGUCAAGAAAAAGGAGGGUAAGAAGACGAACGAGUUUCUACCGAAGCCGCAGAAGUACGAGAAGAGGACGCUCAAGAAGGAUUCGAGCGGUAACAGUUUAUCUUCCACACCGUCGACUCUGAGUUCCGAGGAUGAUGGAGGAAAAACUAAACUUGGCGCAAGACAUUCGCUUCCUUCGAAAAACGGCUGCGCUAACUCCCGAUUGCUGAAGAGGAACAUUUCGGUGCCCGUUGAGGGAACUAGUCCACCGCCUCCGCCACCGCCGUUGCCGGCGAACUCGACGAAUGUGUACGAUGAACCAACCGGGGCGGAAAUUGUGGAAGUUGUUGAAGAACCAACAUUGAAACCUUCCGAAAUUAUUAAGGGGAUGUGUAGGAGUAUGUCCGUAUUGUCAUCGAGAAGGCACAAUUCCUCCUCCUGCUCGGAUUUAACCAUAAUUAGUCUCAGUACUGAGUGUGAAGAAAACGCAGACAAACACUUGCCGAAUCUUGUAAAUAAACAGCGUGUGCUGCCGUUUAUUCCGCCCAGUUUCCCCGGCAGCUGCAAUUCGAAUAAUCUGAUAAAGCCGUCGGAAUAUUUAAGGAGUAUUAGUGACAAACGUUCAUGUGGAUCUUCGAUGCGUGGCGUGUACGACUAUGAAGAUCCCUCACUGUUAGCGAUUGAAGUGAAAAGGGACCUCGCCUCUGGCCCGCCGCCGCCUCCGCUCCCAGAACCCAUGCACGACAUCUCUCAAAUACCAUCAAAGUCAAUCUCGCCCGAAGUGCCGUGUGAUGCUAUAAAGAAACAGCAGCAGCCGCUUUCUUCCAUAAGCAUCCAGGAUCUAAACUCCGUGCAGUUACGAAGAACCGACAAGAUGAUCGCAUCGAAAACACUGUCGGCGCCCACAAGGAGCGUCAGCCUUCAGUGCCUCCAAAGCGAAUCCUACCUGAAUCAAAAAACCGACUUGAUAGCCGAACUGAAACUAUCCAAGGACAUCACCGGCAUCAAAAAGAUGAAAAUCGAAAGAGCGAAGGUUGAAGAACGACAAGAAAAGGAAGUCUUCACAGAGAUAAGCAAGCAAUUCACCGUGAAUAACUUCGUCGAAAAGAUUCCCGACAAGGACAACACGGGCAACGUUAUACCGGCGUGGAAACGUCAGAUGUUGGCGAAGAAGGCCGCGGAAAAGGCGCGCAAAGAACUGGAGGAGCAAAUACAAAAAGAAGCGGAGAAGAAACGGCUGCAGGCGAUUCCGCAGUGGAAACGGCAGCUUAUUGCCAAAAAAGAGGAAGCAGAAAACAAGAUGAAGUCGACGAUAUACACCCCGAAAGUAGUGGACGACUCCAAAUGUCACAAAGUGCACGAUGCAGUCGAGUGCCUGAGACAGCACCAACCAGAAAGUGAGGAUUUAAACAACAACUGCAAGGAAGAGAAUAUGCCGGACGUAAUUCCUUCAACCCGCAACGAGGAAUUUUCAGACGAUGAGCAAACGACUAUAAUCCCCUGGAGAGCGCAUCUCAGAAAAACAAACAGUACGCUAAACUUAAUGGAGUAGUCCUAACACCCCAAUCGUGCAACUUUGCUUCUCCUUUACAGAAGGGGGCGCGUUUUGUAAAUACAUUAGCUUCGAUCAACCACGCGGACAGAGCCUUAAAUUUUCGCAAAACUGUAACGGGAGUUUGUAAUUAAUGUUUAUUGAAAGUUAUAUCACACUGUGAACUUUAAUUAGGUCCAUUUAUAUAAUCUCAUUAUUUUUUGUCAGCUCAACAUAUGAUCCUAAUAUCUUUAUUUUUUAAUUGCGUAAAAUUCGUAUAACUGUAAUUCUUUUGUAUUUGUACUAUAUUCGUUGAAUUUACUCGUAAGUGAUGAUUUUUGUAUGUUAUCCACAUGCGUAACUAUCACAGAAUUUUAUUGUACAUAAGUAGGUAGGUAUGUUACGAGAGUUUACAAUAUCUGUGGUUAUAUAAUUAAAUAAACAGCUUCAAUAUGUUA
Molecule: messenger RNA, 4250 nt
Organism: Photinus pyralis (common eastern firefly)
Lineage: Eukaryota; Metazoa; Arthropoda; Insecta; Coleoptera; Lampyridae
Gene: f
Product: espin
Exons: 12
Coding region: 1-3813 (1270 amino acids)
Biological process (GO): actin filament bundle assembly
Cellular component (GO): cytoplasm
Molecular function (GO): actin filament binding
Source: RefSeq, a predicted model, not a curated record